AAAAAAAAAAACAAAAAGCAGCAAGCAGCAGGCAUUCAGUGGGUCUGGGAUUGUGGGCAGACAGAGCCAGCUCUGGGGGAAGAAAUCAGGGGAUCAGACUUACUUAUCCUGCUUUUGUCUUAGCCUGAGCCAGCCCCGACUCCUGGAUGGAUGGAUGGGAGUAGAUCUCGGUGAAUGGCCACAGUGGGCUGGAGAGCCGGAUGGAAAAAGGUAUAGUGGGAGCCCAGUACCAAAGCCAGGGCUGACAGCACCCCCCUUCUGCUGGGGGGGAGGGGCAGGUGCUGGGCUUCAGGGACAGCUGUUGAACAGAGCACAGCAUGCAAGAUGGAGAAACUGAGGAAUAAAAAGGUGACUUGUUCAAGGGCAGCAAGAUAGUCCAGACAGGACUUGAAUCCAUGAUUUUGGCCUCCGAAUCCAAGACUCUUUUUAUUUCCCAUGAUUCAAGGAACUCAAUGCAUGGGACCUUCCCCACCUAAGUGCUGACUACAGCUUCUCUCUGCCUCUUAAGAACUGCCCGAGAGGCUGCGGCCAACAAAUCCCACUUUGGGAGCCAGAUCUCUAGUGAGAAUGGCCACCGAUGACUACAACUUCAGCGAUGGCUACUAUGACUAUGAGGGUGAUGGGUUUGUGAUCGCUCCCGAAGAGUCAACCCCCAACGAUGAUGGGGUCGCCAGGAUCUUCCUGGUGGUGGUCUACAGCUUAGUCUGCAUCCUGGGACUCUUGGGAAAUGGCCUGGUCAUUGUAAUCACCACCUUCAAGAUGAAAAAAACUGUAAACACGGUCUGGUUUCUCAACCUAGCCGUGGCAGACUUUUUGUUCAACGUCUUCCUCCCGAUUCACAUCGUCAAUGCUGCCAUGGACUACCACUGGGUUUUUGGGAAGGUCAUGUGCAAGAUCAGCCACUUUGUGGUGAUCUAUAACAUGUACACCAGCGUCUUCCUUCUCACCACCAUCAGCUUUGACCGUUGCGUCUCGGUCAUCUUCCCGGUGUGGUCCCAGAACCACCGGAGCAUCCGGUUAGCCUCCAUCGCCUGUAUGGCCAUCUGGACCUUGGCCUUCUUCUUGGGUUCCCCAUUCUUGGUCUUCCGGGACACAACUGUGCAUCAAGGCAAAGUCGUCUGCUUCAACAACUUCAGCCUGUCGGCCAACGUCUCCCACCCCCACCACCCCCAUUUGGUCCAGGACUCGGUGGCGUACACGAGGCACGUGAUGGUGACCGUCACCCGGUUCCUGUGCGGAUUCAUCCUCCCUGUGUUCAUCAUCACGGUGUGCUACCUCAUCAUCGUCUGCAAGCUGAAGCGAAACAGGCUGGCUAAAUCCAAGAAGCCGUUUAAAAUCAUCAUGACCAUCAUCAUCACCUUCUUCCUCUGCUGGUGUCCUUACCAUACCUUGUACCUGCUGGAGCUCCACCACAUCUCGGUGCCAGCCUCUGUUUUCAGUCUGGGGCUGCCAUUGGCCACAGCCCUUGCCAUCUCCAACAGCUGCAUGAAUCCCAUUCUGUACGUCUUCAUGGGGCAGGACUUCAAGAAGUUCAAGGUGACCAUCUUCUCCAGGCUGGUCAACGCCUUGAGCGAGGAUACGACGGCUCACUCUUCCUUCAUGAGUCACAGGAGCAUCACUAAGAUGUCCUCGGUGAACGAGAGGUCCUCGGUGAAUGAGAGGGAAACGGGGAUGCUUUGAGGCUCACCUCAGGACCUCCUAGUGUCCCCAGAGAUGGGCACCUCCCUUUGGGUCAAGCCAGGGCAAGAACGUAUCUGCCUACCCCAUGGCCGGCAAGGUCGGUGAAUCUCUGUUAGCCGGCAGCUCAUCAGAUCUGACCCUAUGGUCCCAAGGGGAUGGACUUAAGCUCCCUGAAUCCAGAGCCAUGGCUGGCUGGCUUGCUACUUUGUCUCUCCUCUCUGUGGCUAAUAUAGUGGAAUAAAAAACUUGUCAUGAGCUGGUAAUGAUCUUAUGUCAAGAUAAAAAUGACGUGGAAAUCAUCUUUACAAGAUGGGGAACGUGACGGCAAAACCAGGACUAGAACUCAGAUCUGUCCAAGUCCUGGACAUUGCCUGCCCAUGAAUACAAUCCCCUUUGGGGGAUCAUGAAUUUUCUUUCAGUCUUAAAUGAGGAAGGGGCCAAAGAAAGAAUGAGGACAAUUCCAGAGAAAAAGCUCCACAAAACUCUAUCGUGGGAUUUGAUUGGGUGCUUUAAAUGCUUCCAGGAAAGGGUGCUUCUUCAGGCUCAUGAUGAUGAGUAUAUUGUGGACUCUUUUCUCCUUAGGAGUGAAACAGUGAUUUUAUCCCCAGCGCCGACCUAUGUAUAGGCAGCUUAACCUAUAUUAAAGGCACUAUGCUCCCCUCCUUCCCCCUCCAUCCUGCCUGAAGCACUGCCAGAUAUUUACCAAGCAGAAUGGAAGCUCCCCGAGGGCAAGGCUUGUUUCCUUUCUGUUUGCUGGGCACAGUGCCCAGCAUGUUGUCAGUGUUUAAGGAAUGUAUAUUGAAUUGAAUUAUUCCAUCAAAAACCAUAGAAUCUCAGUGGCUGAGAAAAGUAGUUAGGAGCACAGGAUUUAAAAGCAGAUAGGUACCACCAUUCAUCCAUCUAUUUUUCAUUCAACAAACUCAUCAAGUCCAACUGUCUUUUUUUUUUUUUUUACAGAUAAAAAAAUUGAGGUCCAUUGACUUCCCCCAAAGUCAUACUAGUAGUAAGUUGCAGAGCAAGGUCUUUUGAUUCCAAAUCCAAGACUUUUUUCACUAUCGAUUGCUUUAAUCCAAUCCAUUCUUUUUUUUUUUUUGCUAAGGUAUUUGGGGUUAAGUGACUUGCCCAGGGUCACACAGCUAGGAAGUGUUAAGCAUCUGAGACCAUAUUUGAAGAUUUUCUCUAUCCACUGCACCACCUGGCUGCCCCCUCCAAUCCAUCUUAAUGAAUAAACAGCUUCCUUUGUCUUUAGAAGAUCCCUAUUGAAUCAUGGAUAUGUUUCCUGGUUAGGGGAGCACCAUAAUGCAGAGGCACCCACUGGCAGCAUAGACUGAUUUCUUUUUUGUUGUUGUUGUUUGACUUUGAUUUCUUUUUCUUUUUUUUCUUUUUUUUUUGAGAGGCAAUUGGGGUUAAGUGACUUGCUCAGAGUCACACAGCUAGUUAAGUGUCUGAAGUCAGAUUUGAACUCAGGUCCUCCUGGGCUUCAGGACUUAUGCUUUAUCCAUUGUGCCAUCUAGCUGCCCCCACACAGACUGAUUUCUUAGACUGGUUUGAAAAGUAGAGAAUGCAGCUCAGAGUGACAGGAUGGUAAUGGUGGGGACACACACACUGCUGUGGGGAAAGGAAGAAGAGGGGAAAGGAAGAGAGGAGAACCUUAGGACCUAACCCCACAGAAUCGGGGUGGAGCCCCACAUUGGAGGGGGUACCUGGGCCAACUAUAUCAGAGAGUUUUGUGGUCCACACGGAGGGGGGUUGAGAGUUCUGCAGGUAUUGUGAGAGAGCAUGCACAGCAUCUUUGCCAACUCCCAACUUAGCUGUGAGCUGAUUCUGUUUCCUCUGGUCCAGAGUCCAGGAAUCUGGCCUAGCAGUGUCUUUUCCCGGGAUGAGGAGGUCACAGAACCACUGAGAUGUCAUCUUGCCCAAGCUCUGCCUCAUCGAAAAUCAUCUAUGUAUUAUUAAAGACAAAUUGCCACGUGGCCAUUGCUGGAGGAGCUUUGGGGAUGGGGUGCCCCCCAGUUCCUGAGGUCGCCCCCCCAGCUCCUGAGGUCGCCCUCUCUCCUUGUGGAGACCUAUCCCACAUCACUCAUUGACUCAACUCUCUGGCUUUCUUUUCCCCUCCCUCCCACCCCCACUUUCUGGUUUCCUGAUAUGAGUUAUCUUCUUGUUCCUUCAUUGGGUGCCUUCUAGCUUAUCUGUGUUUCUUAAAACAAGCUGCCCGGUUCUCCAGGAACCUCCCCCACCUGCCCAGAACAGAUUUACCAUUUACCUGAGGAUCUUGAGUGCGACAGCUAGAACACAGCCCCCACGUUGCCUCAAAUAACCAUUGCUCACACCCCUGCUGACUCAGUGACUUACUCCCUGCCUGACAUCUUAAAAUAACCCUGGUUCCUUUUUUUUUCCUCUUUUGGUUUCUUCAUAAUUUCAACUUGGGACUCAGACUGGUCCAAGAGAGAAAAAGCUGAAAUGUUUUGACAAGCAGGAAUAAAAAUACUAUUAAGAAUAAUCCACCAAGAAGUGGCAGUUGCUCCAGGAAAAGGGAUUGUAGAUUCAUAGUGAAAAGGAACUUCCGAAGCUGUUUAGCCCAAUCCUCUCAUUUUACAGAUGAGGAAACUGAGACCUAUGGAAGUGACUUUCCUAAGGUCACACAGUAAGAAUCUUUCUCAAGAGGAAUCAGUGACAUAUUGCUCUUUCCCUGGGCUCAAAAAUUGGCUAUCACUAAUUUACCCCAAUAUUUUGUGCGCAGAAUCAAGAGAACAAAAGGAAGCCUUUUCAUCCCUUUGGAGGUACCUCUUGUUUCUGUUUAACAAGAGGACAUGGAUGAGAGUCUCAUAGGAUGAGCAGCCAUGGGUGGGUCGCUAUCUUCAUAAGGGGAGGGAUUACGUAUAUUACUGAGUAUUGGAAUGGUCAUUGUUUGAAAGACUCAGAGAUGACUGAAAAUACAGAAAUUCUCUAAUCCAAUUUUCUUCAUUUUAUGAAUAAGGAAAUGGAAGCCUAGAAAGAACUGACCUAUUCAAGGUUACAUGAUUAGUUAGUUGAGCUGGGAAUCCAACCAAGGUGUUCUGACUGCUAAUGACAAUCAUAGAAGGAAAACUCCCCCCAUCCCCUCUGGGGAUCAUAGAGACCACAUUAUUGCCAGGGAGAACAAGAAAAUUGUCUACUUUUUAAUAAUAAAUCAUGAUUGUUCAUCAACCCCAAA
Messenger RNA from Sarcophilus harrisii (Tasmanian devil), 4873 nucleotides. It is a transcript of the gene CMKLR1, whose product is annotated as chemerin chemokine-like receptor 1. Gene Ontology annotation, molecular function: G protein-coupled receptor activity; complement receptor activity. Gene Ontology annotation, biological process: positive regulation of macrophage chemotaxis; inflammatory response; regulation of calcium-mediated signaling. Lineage: Eukaryota; Metazoa; Chordata; Mammalia; Dasyuromorphia; Dasyuridae. Bases 568 to 1680 code for a protein of 370 amino acids. The transcript has 3 exons. The record is from RefSeq and is a predicted model, not a curated record. Gene Ontology annotation, cellular component: plasma membrane.